AUGGCUGCCCUCAGACCUCUGGUGACAUCCAAGAUCAUUAAAAAGAGAACCAAGGGGCCCCUGGCUAAGAAGUUCAUCUGGCACCAGUCAAACCAAUAUGUCAAAAUUAAGCACAACUGGCAGAGACCCAGAGGCACUGACGAUAGGGUGGGCAGAAGAUUCAAGGGCCAGAUCUCGAUGCCCAACACCGGUUACUGGAGCAACAGGAAAACAAAGCACAUGCUGCCCAGUGGCUUCCGGAAGUUCCUAGUCCACAAGGUCAAGGAGCUUGAAGUUCGUGUGUGCAAAAAAUCUUACUGGGCAGAGAUUACUCCCAACGUCUCCUCCAAGAACCGCAAAGCUGCUGCAGAAAGAGCAGUGCCACUGGCCGUCAGAGGCACCCAUCCUGAAGCCAGGCUGCGCAGCGAAGAAAAUGAAUAGACAGUUUAUGUGCCUGUCAUAUUUGUGUUAAUAGAGCCAUAAAACUAAAAA
Messenger RNA from Lynx canadensis (Canada lynx), 471 nucleotides. Its product is annotated as 60S ribosomal protein L32-like. Gene Ontology annotation, cellular component: cytosolic large ribosomal subunit; ribosome. Gene Ontology annotation, biological process: translation. The record is from RefSeq and is a predicted model, not a curated record. NCBI's taxonomy places the organism in Eukaryota, Metazoa, Chordata, Mammalia, Carnivora, Felidae. Gene Ontology annotation, molecular function: structural constituent of ribosome.